Molecule: messenger RNA, 7691 nt
Organism: Carassius carassius (crucian carp)
Lineage: Eukaryota; Metazoa; Chordata; Actinopteri; Cypriniformes; Cyprinidae
Gene: nfixa
Product: nuclear factor I/Xa
Exons: 14
Coding region: 954-2636 (560 amino acids)
Biological process (GO): regulation of transcription by RNA polymerase II
Cellular component (GO): nucleus
Molecular function (GO): DNA-binding transcription factor activity, RNA polymerase II-specific; RNA polymerase II cis-regulatory region sequence-specific DNA binding
Source: RefSeq, a predicted model, not a curated record
GCUAGAGCAGGCAAGAUAGUGCUCUAGAUAUUCCUGUAGCUACUUCCUGCACUUUUGGUCGUGUUUUAUUUGAGUUCUUUCCCCGUCUAUCCCUGUGUGUACUACAGUCUGGCUCGGUGUUCAGCAGCUAAUCCGCGCCGUCCAUGAUUUUCCCACAGCUCUACUAAUGCCCCAAAGCCGCAGCUGCCACACGCUGCCAGUUGCUACAUUGAUCAAUAAUUUACCAGCUUGACGCCUCAACGACCCGCUACCCCCGUGCAGCCUCGGGUCGACUGAGGCGACGACCGAUAUUUACUCACGCGGAGGGGACGCUUAUUCUCCCGUGCUUUAAAUGCAGCGUCAGUAAGCAUUAGCCAACAGGCAGGAUCCCUUCGGUGAGUCUACGGAUUAGACUGUCGCAAUGUGCGCUGCGCGUAUUGGUGACUGCAACGGCAUUUGAGGACGCCUCUCGCGUUCAUCUGUCCGGGAACAGCGGGGGUCCCGUUAUGGUGCGGGAGAUGCAGUCAAGGCAAACAGGAACUGACUGCAGGACAUAAAGACGAAGAAAAUCACUCACGGUCACGCAGAACGUCUUCGCACGAGCGGUUCUGCGUACACCGGCGCUCGCGGAGAAUUUCAACCGAGCUUGUGAACUCCCCGGUCGGUGCCGCCAGCGAGGCUCCAUCGUGACCGCAGGAGAAAUAUAUUUUAAACGGAACGGUUCACGGUAUACGAGCUGUGCCCAGGGUCGGCGGUAAUCCAUCGUUCCGUAAAGUGUCGGAGAAAGCUGUUCUUUUACAGACGGUACAAACUCUGGGAAACAGCCCGACUUGUUGAGUUCUUUUUUCGCUUCCGGUAUCACCGGAGAAACCGACUGGUGCACCCGCUCCCUCUCCUUUUUUUUUUUUUGGACGCGGAAGGUUUUAAAGAAAAAUGGGUCUUUGAGGAGAGCUGGCAGAUUCCUCUCAACUACAAUGGCCACAGAAUCGUAUUUGGUGCAUGAAGGUCCCCAUCGAGCCCCAGGCAUCUCAGAGUGUUUCCUAGUGCCUGAAUCCUACAGGGAUGAAUUCCAUCCCUUCAUCGAGGCUCUCCUCCCGCACGUGCGGGCGUUCUCCUACACCUGGUUCAAUCUCCAGGCCCGCAAGCGCAAGUACUUCAAAAAGCACGAGAAGCGCAUGUCCAAGGAUGAGGAGCGCGCUGUCAAAGACGAACUCCUGGGCGAGAAGCCCGAGAUCAAGCAGAAGUGGGCGUCGCGGCUGCUGGCCAAAUUGCGCAAGGACAUCCGGCCCGAGUUCCGUGAAGACUUUGUGCUCACCAUCACGGGGAAGAAACCGCCGUGCUGCGUGCUGUCCAACCCCGACCAGAAGGGCAAGAUCCGCCGCAUCGACUGCCUGCGGCAAGCCGACAAGGUCUGGCGCCUGGACCUGGUGAUGGUGAUCCUGUUCAAGGGGAGCCCUCUGGAGAGCACAGACGGAGAGAGACUGGUCAAGUCCCCACAGUGCUCCAACCACACCCUGUGCGUGCAGCCGCACCACAUUGGUGUGUCUGUCAAGGAGCUGGACCUGUACCUGGCCUACUUCGUCCACAUGCCAGAAUCUGGGCAAUCAGACAAUUCCAAUCAACAAGGAGAGUCAGACAUCAAACCCCCACCAAACGGACAUCUGAGUUUUCAGGACUGCUUUGUGACUUCAGGGGUGUGGAACGUAGCCGAACUUGUACGAGUGUCUCAGACCCCUGUUGCAACAGCAUCAGGUCCUAAUUUCUCUCUUGCGGAUCUGGAAGGUCCCGGUUACUACAACAUCAACCAAGUAGCACUCAGCAGACGUUCACUUGCCUCUCCUCCAUCCACAAGGUCUGAGGUGGAGCUGUACGCCAGUCUUCCUCGGAGCUCUAAUAAGCGUAAGUCUAUAGAUGACAGUGAGAUGGAGAGUCCUGUCGAUGAUGUCUUCUACAGUCGUUCUCCGGCUGGCACCAGCUCCCAGUCCAGCGGCUGGCCGAAUGAUGUCGAUGCAGUUGCAGUGCAGCACCACUUGACGAGUGUUCAAGAGAGGAAGAUAAAACAUGAAAAUGAUGGUGUGCAGUUUCCUUACCAUGGGCUGUCCUCUCCUGGGUCUCUAAAGAAGCCAGCGGGGAAAUUCGAUUUCAGCGCCCUGUCAGCACAGACGAGGUCCCCCCGAAUGGCCUUCACACACCACCCGCUGCCCAUGCUGGCAGGCGUGAGACCAGGGAGUCCGCGUGCCUCAGCCUCUGCCCUUCAUUUUCCUGCUCCCUCCAUCAUCCAGCAGUCCAGUCCAUACUUCACCCACCCCACCAUCCGCUAUCACCACCAUCAGGACCCACUCAAAGAGUUCGUCCAGUUCGUCUGUGCUGAUGGCUCAGGGCAGCCGGGGGCACAGCCUAACGGGAGCGGUCAGAGCAAACUGCCCGGCUCCUUCUUGCUGCCACCUCCUCCGGUAGCGCGGCCGGUGCCGAUGCCCCUCCCCCUGCCCGAGCACAAACCCAGCCACACACACCCCGAGAGCGGAGUCGGCUCCCCGGCCUCGCCCUCAGCAUACCCAGCGCCAGGCUCCACAGCUUCCAACAGGUUUGUCGGCAUCGGAUCACGGGACAACAACUUUCUGAACAUCCCACAGCAGACUCAGUCAUGGUUCCUUUGACGAGACUUUUCAUAAACCACACAGACACACAUCCACAAUGAAAACUGGAAAUGGAGUCACAAAGCUAAGUAUGGAACUUUCCCACACGCCCCCCUGUAAAGUCUCUCUCACACACAAACACAUGCACAAAUACACACACCAUUCCCAAAACCGCUGACACCCUCUUUGGAUCAAGGGAUCUGGAAGACUUCAGCAUUACCCUGCCCGUCUGGACAGCUCAGAGAACCAAACAAAGGAACAACAAACCGACAUCUUCGUUGUGUUCCCGAGACUUCCAGUGCAUUGACUAAUUCCAUCUACCUUUCUUUAAUUUGUUCAUCCCCCAGUCAUAUGCAAUGGUGAGGAAAUCCAUCUCUUCCUAGUCAGAACUCUAUUCAUGAAAUCAUUGAAAAGGGACAUUUGAAAUGGACAUGUAACCUGGAUGAUGCCGGACACGUGUGAUUGGAUGGAGCCUUCUGAUUGGCUUAGGCUUACACUUCCGAAUCUGGAUUUCCUGAUUUCAGUGACGCCCUCCAGUGCAGUGUGAACUCGGCGUCCUCUCACUGUUUACCAAGCAAUAGACUGAGCGAAACAACAGAUAACACUAAUGUGAUUAAUGAGAAGGGAUGACAGUAGCUCUGUCCUUAGAGUCAGGCUCCAUGUUUUGUAAGGUAAAACACACAGAUGAGUACCAGCAGAGCAAUACACACACGUCACGUCAGCGACAGCACUACACAACAUCAUAUAGAGUAGACAGACAGCUGAUCACAGGAAUGGGAAGGGUCAAGCACGGCUGACUGUAAUGUCAAGCUUGUGACUCAAACAUUUUUCAUUUUGUAGUGUUUAUGAAUUAAAAGGCCAGUGAUUUGAGUCAUAAAACCCAUUGGCAUGAACUAACGAGGGUUUUUAGCGCAUCCAUCACUGACCUCUUCACUACCAUUAGUGCUUGUUUAUCAUAUCAUAUCCUACAGUCAGCCCUGCACACAAGGGCUUCUUCUGCUUUACUUUGCAUUUGGUUUUGCAGUACUUUUUUUACUUUUCUUUUUUUUUGUGGAUGUCAAAAAAAUUUAGAUUCAGGUCAUAUUACCCCAAAAACAAAUUAAGACAGAAAUAUGAUUUAAAAAAAAACUUAUUUAAUUAAUAAUUAUUUGUUGCAAAAUGGUCAAAAAAACCAAGCCAAUAUUUUUUCUGAAAUUCUCAUGCAAAAAAUUAAUGAAUACAAAUAAAUAAUAAUAAUAACUUUUUCAUCCAUAAUUUACUUUUACUAAUUUACUAAUGAGAAUUAUGGAUGAAAAUGCUUAAUUGUCAUACAAAUAUUGUCACAAUGCAAGGAAUCUCAGUGAGCCAAAAAUAGGCUUCAAUUUCAUUUUGUAAAAUUUUUUUUAUUUUUUAUUUUGAUUGUGCAAUGUGACCUGGUUGUGUUUUUGUGACAUUCACCCUUUCACUUGUGUUUGAUUUCUGGUUUUGUGCGAUUUUAGUUUGCAUAAAGUAGCUAGCCGCUUCUGCUCCAGCAGAUCCAACUGCAUGUGGAAUUGUGCUUUUUUGUUUUUCGAGUUACAGGUAAAGAUCAGCUCUCCUUCAACUAGAAUGUGACUAACAAACAGACAAUCUCAAGUUUUCCUUUUAGAGCUUCAUUAAUUAGAUGUUUUUGAUGGCUAUUAUAUCAACAGUGCUGUGCCCUUCCAUCACUUUACAGUUCGUUCAUAACUUUACUACAGCUUUUUUUUCUGUUUCAGUACAGCCUAACUCGCACGACAAUCUACUCAAGGCUACCAUUUCAUUUAGCCUAUCAGCACAUUGCUCAACUAAAGUACAUACAUGCACACAUACACAAACAUUGCACUAUGACACACACCCACUUCCUUAAAGGACAAAGGGAAACCUUUAAAAACAAAUCCCUCUAUCAAACAUGAUUUUACAACAUGCACCCUAUUUAAAGUACAGCAUGUUUCAAUUUUAGAUGAACUCAGAAAAGAAAAUGCUUGUAACCACUGACCUCACUAAAUAACUGGACUGCCUGGCUGUCAAUCACAUGGUCAGGGACUCUGAUUGGCUGAGAGCUGACGAUUUCAUCAUCCACUUGAAACACAUCAAAGUGCCUCGGUGUCCCCUUUACAUGCAAUUCAGGGUCUUCACUUCAUGUAUAAGCUACAGAAAAUAUGUACAAUAUGUAUCAUGGGCUUGGCAAACAACAUAUGAGCAACUGCAAACGUCAUAUUUAAAGAUAGAUGUUAUCCAGAACAUAUCGUACUCAUACUGUGUGUGUGUGUGUGUGUGUAUAUAUAUAUGGACAUAUGUAUAGUUCUUCCGCUGUGAAAUUAGCUCUAUGGCAGUCUAGUUAUUUUUUGACCUUUGACCUGAGUCAGUGAUGUCAUUGGAAAACGUCCAAGCAUAUGAAACCCAAAAACAUCAGAUCAUCUCGUCAGAACCAACAGGACUGUCAGGUCAGGUCAGUGCAGAUCAAAAACAGGACACAAAUACACCUUUAGAACAGAAACAGAAAUUUUCAGAGAGAAAACAAAUUCUCUUUGUUGAAAAGUGUUAUUAUUGAGAGAGAGAGAGGGGUAAAAAAAAAUUAUAUGUGGACUGAGCCGUGUGCAAUGUGUUGGGUAGAUAUCUGUGUUUGUCUUCAGAUUUUUAAGAAAGCGAAGGAAGUGAAAAAAAGAAAGAAAAAAAAAAAAGGUUGAAGUCUGCAAGCUCCUGGACUCUAAACACGAGGGCCACAAAAAGAAUCCCAGUCUCUGUAAGCGUUAAAGCGGGGAAGUUAAUUUUUACUUUUCAAUUAUCUUUUUUAAUGUUUUAUUUGCAAGCUUUUGUUUUUAAACUAUUUUAGGGGUGGGGGCCGAAGGAACGAUUUUACAAAAGCAAAUGUAUUACAAUAACAAAAAAUACUGGUGCUUCUGUUACUCAAGCGCAAAUAAUACCACACCAGAACGAGACAAGUUUAACGAGCCUGUUUCUUUCUUCUUCUCUUGUAUUUACCUAGGGAGUUCAUAUUUUUAUAUAUAUAUUUUGGUUCUGACAAAAGGCAUUUUGCUACAACCUUUAAGAGAGCAAUGCCCCUUCUUACUCUUCGAUAAAUGGUGCAUUCAAGUUUAAGUUGGUCAGAAAGAUUGUGUUUGAGUUGAACGCCGCAAUGAAUGCAGCAUCUGUAAUUAGCGAUAAGGUUGUUAAAAUGUAUGAACUCAUUUUUUCCAUUUGCAAUAAAGUUGCAUAAUAAAUUAUGAUAGUACUCCACCGUUGUAAUAUAAUGCAUAACAAUUGCACCUUCAUAAAUUGAAUAAAAACACACAUGAUGCAAAUUAUUUGUUAUUUUGGAGUUAAAAAUUACUUUGCAACUCAUAAAUACAAACUUUCCAGGAGGACUUGAAUGCACCUAAAUACCUGAUGAAUAUGCAUAAAGGCGUGUUUUGAUUGGAGGAAUCAAAACCAGAGGGUUUGUCACAUACAAUCAGAUCACAUUUGCUCCAAAUCUCUGCUUCCUUUAGAUGAGAUCGUGUCGAUGUUAAUGUUAACGUGAGUAGGGUUUCAUUAGUCGUAGUUUAGAGCACACAAGGUUCGAGUCGAGAGGCAAAAUAAAUAUCAGUGUGCCACGGCUGCCCCGUAUUGUCCUGGAAACACUUCCUGUAUGUAAAUGAGCUCCCAUAGUGUUCGUGCUGUAGUGUAUAGGUGAGCAUUUAAAGGUUGUCCCAUUCAAAGUGCCUUUUGUUCACAGACACCAUCUUGUAAAUGAUGAACACCCGUCUCUCCUCUUUCUGAGCUUUCUCAAGCUGUAUUCACAGUAUAUAGUACUACAAGAAAAUGGAUGUGAUUUCGUUCUUUUUAUUGUACAAUGAUGAAAAAAAAGUUAAAAAAGCAAAAAAAAAAAAAAAAAUUUGGGUCCCUUUUUCUCUGUACCUCUGUCUUUAUUAGUCUCUCGCUCUUGGCACCGUAGAUGUCUAUCCUUAUCUUUCCUCCCUCUUUUGAUGAAAGAGUUGGAAAAAAAAGUUGAAUCUUUUUCUCUUGAGCAAGAUGUUGUAAACUCUAAUGUUAUAUCCCUGUCUGUAUGCUUCACAUGUUUAUAUCAUACACGUCUCGCUCUUCGGUCAAACGCAGUGGGCUCUGAGUACAAACUGACCCGGGACCGACCCGCUCACCCUCCCUUCAUCUGAGACCAGCAGUACCGGUGUGUCUUAGGAAGCGGUGAGGUCCUGGUGCCAGAUCUGUUUGGCUGUCGGUGGAGAGCGCUGGACCAGAAGAUGCACAGUCGUGUUUGUUUGUGUUGUAUUUAUUUCCAUUAGUCUCGCUUUUGACUCUGCAAUUAAAGCACCUUUUUAGUGGUUGUUUGAGGCCAGCUGUUUAAAGAACUUGACUGAUGAUUUGCCAAUUGCACCUUAUGCACCGUUUAAAACAGUGCACUAAGAAUAAAAUGCCCUGCAUUUAGAAGUACUGAUCCAGAUGUGGCGGCAGCUUUGUUGUCAAAUCCCAGCUGCUCCACUUAAAAUAAUUCAACCCAUGGAUUUUUGUAAGCACCAUAUUAAUCAUAGAUAGUAAUGUUUCAGCAGUGAACAUUUUUUAUCGGAUAUAAAAAUAGACAAAAGUAAAUGUUGCAUGAAAAGGAUGAUAACUACAAAGUUUUAAUAAUCAUUCUAAUUCUAUUAGAAUAGAGAAGUCCACACUUAAUUACGUCAAUUGUUUUUUACGCAUUUUUUAAAUAUUUCAAUUAAUGUGCAUUUUUACAUGCACACCAUGCUGAAGUGAUUAAGAGUUAGUAGCACUAAAAUCUGAAUUAUUAAUCAUCCCUCUGGUUUGUGUCAGUAUUAUGAAACUUUAGUUGCAUUUAUUUAUUCAGAAUCUGCCCCGAUUUGCUCAUGCAAAAUUGCAGCUGUACACGUUUUUUAAAUAUCUACUGUCUCUGCUGUCGAUGUGGUUUUGAUUUGCUUGUGUUUUAGUACAGCUAGUCUCUGAUCCAGCGCCCUCCACAGAGCCUUUGGCAAUCUGCAUGUGUUAUUUACAGAUUCUUUUCCAUUAUAAAAAACUAAAAUGUUUGUAAAGAGCAGCACCUGAUUGAAUAAAUGAUGUUCUUGACUGUACAAA